Molecule: messenger RNA, 422 nt
Organism: Cydia splendana
Lineage: Eukaryota; Metazoa; Arthropoda; Insecta; Lepidoptera; Tortricidae
Gene: RpL36A
Product: large ribosomal subunit protein eL42
Exons: 3
Coding region: 82-396 (104 amino acids)
Biological process (GO): translation
Cellular component (GO): cytosolic large ribosomal subunit; ribosome
Molecular function (GO): structural constituent of ribosome
Source: RefSeq, a predicted model, not a curated record
AGUAGUUAUUACGACAAAGCACAGCAACACUGGCCUGUUCUUUUUGACGUUUCUUUGGAUCGUGCAAAGUCAAACACAAAAAUGGUGAACGUACCUAAACAGCGCAGGACGUACUGCAAAAAAUGCAAGGUCCACAAGACCCACAAGGUGUCUCAGUAUAAGAAGUCCAAGGAAAGGCACGCCGCCCAGGGCAGAAGGCGUUACGACCGCAAACAGCAGGGUUAUGGUGGUCAGUCCAAGCCCAUCUUCAAGAAAAAGGCGAAAACCACCAAGAAAAUUGUGCUCCGUCUGGAAUGUGCUGACUGCAAGGUGCGAUCCCAGGUGGCGCUGAAGAGGUGCAAGCACUUCGAGCUUGGUGGUGACAAGAAGAGAAAGGGACAGAUGAUCCAGUUCUAGGCGCGAUAAUAAAUAAGAACAACUAA